Messenger RNA from Coregonus sp. 'balchen', 15825 nucleotides. The record is from the annotation of a GenBank genome assembly. Lineage: Eukaryota; Metazoa; Chordata; Actinopteri; Salmoniformes; Salmonidae.
AUGGUAAGGAUCCCCCUUAUUUUGACAUUUAAAAAAUGCAUCUUCCCUCCUCCCUAAGGGAUACCACUGAUCUGAUGAGAGCAGAAAGGUGAAAAUAUUGUGCUACUGGCUACUUUUACAUUAAUUAAACCUGCUAAAUGUUUCAGGUGAGUGACAUUUCUGUGGAAUGAGGGGAGAAAGGCUCUUAUAAAGGCAGGUUUGACCUGUGGGUCACAUAUCUAAAUAUUUACAUUUUCUAGUAGAGUAGUGGCUCUGCUGAAUCAAUGCAGAGUUGAACAUUAACUGGGAAAUGAGGGGGCUGACAGUGUAGAGUACUGUGCACUACAGGAUCCAGCUAGGGGAACACUCACCGUGCCUGUCUGUCUGUCUCUCUGUCAGUCUAUAUCCUAAUCCUAUUUGCCUAUAUCACCUAUCCUCUGACCAAACAUCGACUGGGUAAGUUUUCACCAUCUUGAUUCACUUUGACAGAGGUUUGGAAGGGAUAGUAUCUGAUGUUGGGGAGUCAGUAGGUUUUUUGGCACAGUGCAUGAAACCAUAUAAUUCUAGUAUAGUAAGUGCUUUUUAUUUAAAGCUAUUUGGAACAUGAUUUAGAUGUAUGGCUGUAGCUAUUAGUUUACCAGUGAUAUAAUAACAGCACAAACUGUUAAAAAAAAUAAGACUAAAGAGCCCCCUGUAAAUGUAAAUGUAAACUAAAAUCACCAAUCAAGACAUAUCACCACUACCACUAUUUGUACUACGCCUAUGAAUGCUAAUGAUUCUAAGCAGAGUCAUAUAUAUAUAUAUAUAUAUAAACACGAAUAUUACCAUUGCAUCCAUAGAGAACCCAUUGCAGUAGUGAGGCCAGUGUUUGCUGUUUGUGGACUUUAGCAGUGGAACAGAAACCUUUGGCCCUCUGACAAACAGUUGUGAUCCCGGAGCAAAACACCACACAUCUCUGCAGUGUAGAACCAGGCCUAAAGCAAUGCCCCACUGACCACUAGCCAAGCAAUCAUGCUUUUGAUUGGCUCUCAUUUCCUCUCAACCUAUCAGUGUUCGCUGGUGUUCCCAUGUCCAGCAGCAAUAUGUACUCUGUUAUUGCUCUGUAAAAGUGAGUGGUUCCGUAAUCUUAAAUAUUUAAGUCAUUGGCCGUGUUCUAGAGGAUCAAAACCGUAAUGUAUCAUGGGCAAAUUGUGACUGACUGACUGAUCUACAAAUAAUAAUGAGUAGUUAUUUAUGAUGCAAUGUUUUUUGUCGGCAGUCGCCUGCACUGUCGACUGCAAUGUCGAACAAGCCCAUUGUGACAGUGUAGGAACCAUAGUUUCGGUCCAUGUUUCCCAGGGGACCCUAAUUGGUGUUAAACAUGUGAAAUGUAUAAAAGCAGAGAUACUGUAUAUGAUGACGAGAUGGUCUUGUCUCCGCCCUAAUAAUGGGCGUUGUUGUCCCAAAGGCGGGAAGGCAUGCGGUCUGCUUAUCGCUGUAUUCCCACGUACACAGAUUUUAACAGGAGUGGACCCUCUCGCUUCGCUUCUUCCUCUCUGAUAAAAGCACUGCAUAGUCCUUUUCAGGGGUGUAUUCAUUACGGAAACCUUUUACCGUUUAAGAACCAAACGGAAGCAAACAGAGCAAAUGGAACAAAACGGGGAGGGACCUACCUGACUUUGUCCAAUAGAAACUUUCGUUUUUGUUGCAAAAUAUUUUCCAGUUGGAGUAAAUAGUUUCUGUUGCAAUUGGUUUGCUCGCCUCCUCUCCUCUUUUUUUUGAAAAAGGUCAAAGGUAAUUGAGGAGCAGAGACAAGGAGUGGAAACAAAUGUGCUUGUAUUAAAUGAGACUCUCCAUUUCUACUCUUUCGUGUCAUCAGGCAAUUUACGUUUACAGGGGUGGAAUACCCAAAUAAAUGUGUAAAGUUAUAAAAACAAAUGUAGCUAGUUGUCGUGCAAUACAUUUGAAAGAUAAAAUGAUAAGUAGCAUAUGUUUUUGUUUUAAGCGUGCAUGCUUUACUCCUUUGAGAAGAAAACAGCUGAUUCAAAGGGGGUGGUGUAUUUUAAAACACUUCCGUGCUACCUGCUGUGAGGAUACUUUUGUGCAUCCUCUGUCGAAGUAGGUGAUCGAAGAGCAGAGCAGACUCUUUUGAUCGCCUACUAACGAAUUAAAAGAGGACAGAUUUUUGCCCAGUUGACAAUCUCCCAGAGUGUGUGUACAGGCUGUGCAGGUUGUUGCUGUCAAGCUUAUUUCUAUGAGAAACCAUUUUGUGAACAUGGUCAUGCUGUCUGUGUAGAAAUGUUUGGGGUGUGGUCCAUUGUUCAGAAAAGUUGUUGCCAGUUGAUUUGUGUUGGGAGAGGCUUUGCUGGCUUCUGGGUCCAAGCAGUGUUGCUAGCGCCCUCCCUUAAGCAAAGUAUUGGUUGUCACAGUUUCUUGGUCACUGUGUGUAGCCUAACUAGGCUGUGAAAUCUAGUCGUGUGAAAUCACUGUUGCACUUUAGAAGGAACUGAGAUCUAAGAAGCCUUUUGUAUUCAUGUCAAUGUAUUUUGUAUGUGUAUCUAUUUCUAUACAAGCAAACCUUCAUCAUUUAAUAAACUGCUGUUUUUUUGUGUUUUUUUACACCUGCCUCAGACUAUUUCCCUUAAAUGGUCCUAGAUAGAACCUGUAUCUUUGAAUAGAUGUUAUAUUAUUGUACAGGUUUGUUUGUUCUGUAUUGCAGGCUAGCUGUUGGGAUAUGAAGCUGCAUCUGCCUGUACUCUUGCUGCUCUGCCUCUGUUGGCUGGGACUGACUGUAAGAGGGCCAACCAUAACCUCACCCCAAAACACAUCAACCUUCCUUAAAUAUCUAACCUUUAAUUGGAAAAGGAUUGACUACAAGACUUUUAAAGCACCCUAACCCUACCCUAGUCUUUACAGUCUAACCCCUAGACCCUCUCUCGUGCACUCUUCCUUUCUCUCUCUCUCUCAGGAUGAGACUGGUACGGUAGCUCCUGAGGACCCCUCUUGCGGGGAGCAGGUGUUAAGCCAGGAGGCCCUGUGGUCAGUAGGAGGUGCUGUAGAGAGACUGGGCAGGCAGCUACUGGACAGCCUGCAGACAGGGCCAGAGCAGCCCAACAUCAUCAUAUCACCCCUCAGCGUGGCCCUCACACUGGCACAGCUCACACUGGGUGAGGCACGUGUGUGUGUGUGUGUGUGUGAGAGAGAGAGCGAGAGAGACAUCAUGUAUAAUGUCAAGAGUGAGUAUGUAUCUGUGAGAUUGUAAGUAUAUGUCUGUGUCUGCUUAUGACUGUUAUCUCAAAGACCUGAUGUAAUCAAAACAUGGUCAUUGCCUCCUUGUGUUGCCCCUAUCAGGAGCUCGUAACGAGACACAGAAGUUGCUGCUAAGUUCUCUACACGCCCACACCGUACCCUGCUACCAUCAAUCCCUAGGCAGCCUGCUCGACCACCUCACCAACACCUCCCUACAGGUGGCCACACGCAUGUACCUGCGCCCAGGUGAGUGUGUGUUAUAUUUCAGUGUAUAUUUCAGUGUUGUAGCUCUGUGCCAAAAAAUUGCAAUCUACUAACAUAAUUAUAAAGCACACCCAUUGUAACUGUCUUUGUUAAUGCAGUAAAGGUCUGACAAUGUUUUGGACACCUUUGGUGUAUAUUUCUCUCUCUCUCUCUCUCUCUCUCUCUCUCCUCUCUCUCUCUCUCUCUCUCUCUCUCCUCUCUCUCUCUCUCUCUCUCUCUCUCUCUCUCUCUCUCUCUCUCUCUCUCUCUCUCUCUCUCUCUCUCUCUCUCUCUCUCUCUCUCUCUCUCUCUCUCUCUCUCUCUCUCAGAGUUUGAGGUGUACCAGUCCUUUGUUGCAGAAUCCGUGCGUAGCUACAAAUCAGAGCCCGCCACCUUGAUCUCAGUGGAGGAUGUCAACCAAUGGGUGGAAGACACCACCAAAGGUCACAUAACCAAUUUCCUGCCAAGUAUUCCGCAUGAUGUCGUGCUCAUGCUUAUCAAUGCUGUGCAUUUCAAAGGUAAGCCCUUUCACUCCCUGUUUAAAAUAACGGCUUUGAAACUGUAUCCAAGCGUCUACUUUUUACAAUCGUGUGGCUUGUUCUCCUGUUGUCACUGGUAGGUGAGUGGGAGGCUCGCUUCGACCCUCAGCUCACACAGAAGGAUGUCUUCUACCUGGACAAUAAGAACUUUGUCCAUGUAGACAUGAUGCGCUCAGCCAAGUACCCACUGAGCCUGUUAGAAGACGGGGAGCUUGGGGCUCAGGUGAGCUGGGCUAGCUGUGUGUGUUCUGCCGUCUGCUUCUGUCUCCAUCCUCCAUUUCUAUCUUUUCAUCUUUUCACACACAACACCUUUCUACUGGAGACUUGUUUUGAAAAUACUUUGCUGUUGAAACGUAGACAGUAAAUAGUCUGUUCUCUCCACCACUCUCUCCACCUCCAUUCUCUUUCUCUCAAUCUCUCUACAGUGCAGUUUGUGCAGUCUCCCUCUCUAAAAAAUGUCUAUCCACCCCCCUUUCUUCUGUGUUUGCAGGUCGCACGUUUUCCAUUUAAGGGAAACACCAGCUUCCUGAUAGUGAGGCCGUUGCCAGGAAGAGGAAAUGUGUCAUCGCUGGUGGCCAAGCUGAAUAUCUCUGACCUGUACAGACGUCUACCUCAGGAGAGGACCAUGCAGGUCCAACUGCCCAAGUUCACCCUGCAGUACCGCCAAGAGUUACAGGAGGCGCUGACUAGCAUGGGUGAGAACAGAAGUAGUCUCAGAAAUUCAAGACCUAGGGUAACAGCACUAGGUCUGGGAUUUAUGUCUGAUUUUCUUUGCCAAUUCGGAGAAGGUGCUUUUCAGACAGACAACUCUCCCAACAAAUCACUUGUUUUGGUAGGUGGGGUUUAAAAAGAAUCCCCUCAGAAACAUGACAGAGACGGACACACAAUGUGGAUGCAGAUAGCUAGGGUAAUUUUAGCCACAGCCAGUCAGUGGUUGUAAGCUUGUAAUGCUAACGUCAUGGCGCAUGCAACCUAGUCACUUGCGAAAUACACUCAUUGAAAAUGUCCUCCUCCAGCUACAUCUAGCUAGCUACAGCAGAUCUCUGGAUGGAUUUUCCGGCACCCAACUCCGCUCUUAUCUCUCUGCCAAACUGACAUUGGUCUUAGUACAGAUGUGUAUGCUGGAACAUUGGUACGUUGUGGGAGGCAACCCAUCUGUCUAGAAACUAGCACAGAAGGUUAAAUAGUUUGGGCCAGGAGUUUUUUCUCUGUCAGGGGUCACGUGGUCUGGAAGAACUUGAGUCAUAGUUUAAGCCCUAGUCAUAGUUUAAGUGAGCUAUAAACGGACAGGCAGGGCCAGCCCUAGCCUUUUGGGGGCCCUAAGCGUUAGUUAUCCAGUGUCUACUUGCUGGCUGAACCAGUCUCAAAUCAAUCCAGAUGAAACGAAAGGCAGGGAUGAUACCAUAUGGCCAGUCAAACAAGCUUGCACUAGGCUGCUAGCUGGAGCAAGUUUGCUCAGCUGAUCAAGCAUGGUUUUCUGUAGUAGCCAGUAGCUAACGAGAGCGGAGUGAUUUUCAGAAUAAGGAACUAGAGUUAGGCGGAUGGGCAAAGUCUCGAUUUUUAGAGAUGAGUUCCACGACAUCUACAAGAGAGAUCGGUUGCGGGACGCCUUCUGACAUGAGACAAUGGGGCCCCCCUACCUCGCUGGCAAAACAUUAUUGUGGUCCCCUUCAUGACGGCGAAGAGAACAUUUUAGGUUUUAAAGUACAUUUUCAGCAAUUCCACACAUUUUGCCCUGGGGUGGAGAGAAAACAUUGCAAUUUUAUAACAGAUUUCAUGCAAUUUUACUCAUUUUGCCAUGAGACAGAGAGACAUUUGUGCAGUUUAAAGCUAAUUUCCUGUAAUUCUACACAUUUUGAUUUAUGCCAUGUUAAUAUGAUAUCUGAUUGAGAGUGACUAACAAAAUCAAUGGGUGCCCCCUGGAGGUCAGGGUCCCUGGGCACGUGCCCUGCGUGCCCGGUCGGUAUUCGGCCAUGAUUACUACAAGUUUAGAUAGCUGACUAAUUUACCAAUCUAAAAAUUGUUAGCUGACAUGGUUAAUUGAAUGACUGUCAGUGACUGACAUAACAAGCAAAAAACUGCUGAGGCACAACCACAUUUAGAAAUUGCACCUUGUGUAUUCUACUGUUCUAACAAUCAAAAUCUCUCUUGUCUCUCUUCUCUCUCUCAGGUCUGGGCUCUUUGUUCUCCAGUCCUAAUCUGUCCGGUGUCUCAGAGGUUCCUCUGCAGGUGUCCAGCAUUCGUCACGCCUGCGGGGUGGAGCUGAGUGAGGAAGGGGCCGAAGCAUCUGCAGCCACCUCCAUCACCAUCAUGCGCUCUGUUCCCAUCUUUUCUGUAAACUCCCCCUUCCUGUUCGCCCUGGUAGACCACGCCUCCCUCGCUCCCCUCUUCCUGGGCACCGUCACUAACCCAGCCCCUGACGCCAGCCCCAUGCAGAUCGACAGUCCUCUCAGCGAUGAUCCCAAUGGCAACAGGACCCAAAGUGACAGCUCUCAUAGCAACAGCAAUGUACAGAACGAUGGUCCCCAUAGUAACAACAACGUACAGAGCGACGGUCCCCAUAGCAGCAACACCGUACAGAGUGACCAGCCACAAAGUGAGAGAACGCAGUGUGGUGCCCCUGUCGAAGGGGAGGAGCAACAACAGCCCUUGAAUGAAGUAGAGGGAAACCCCAACGCCCAAGUGGAGGGGCAAGGAUCCAGUUCCUGUGCCAAUCCCUCUCAUACGGUUCCUUCUUAAACCAACACCGAUGCCCAGCCUGCCCCAACCCAUCUCUCCCUGUCAUGUCCUGAACAACACUGCCCGACCAGCCGGUCACAUAUGGAGCCCAGCCCUCAUAUAGCAAAACCCAAUCUAUUGGCACAGUUCCCAGUCCAAAAUCAACCCCCUACUCCUAGACACCUGACAACUUCUCACAGUCCCUCCCCUCCCCAGUGUAUGCCCCCUGAUUACAACCCAAUGAUAUAGGCGAGACCAUGGACCUGUCCCAUACUACACUGUGUGUGCAGAUGAACACUCAAAUGUGAUGCUAUUUUUACACUUGGUUGUGCACUGUCUGUCUUACAGUAUUUGUUGUGUUUUGAUGUCUUACUUUCUCAUUUUGAUGAUUCCCACCUCUGGUAUUGAUUAAAGAAAAGUGAAAAGAAAUGAAGUCUCAAUGUUCUAUUUAAUUUUCAAUGGAUUUAGGCUUAUACCUCACAACCUAUAUUUUAACUAUUUUCUCCAGCACAUUCAUGCAAUUAAAAACAGACUUAUUUAAGAUUUGUUAUAACAUUUCAGAUCAAUUGCUUGCGUGUCAAAUUGAACAUACCAGCGUUAUUUUGGGGCGGUGAGGGAGGAUCAUGGAUGUGCCUUGCACUCAAAACAGCCAUCCAGGUUCUUGCCAAACCCAACAGGCUAUCCUCUGAUACGUCAGAGAAGGGAGGGUGAAAGUUGGCUUCACGGCUGUGUGCAUCGUCCUGGUACAUUCAGCACUCCACCGGAGAGACGGCUGCUAGAGACAUACGGGCGGGUGACGUGGACCAUAACCGCUUGGAAAGGUCAGUACUUUUAUGCAUCAUAUGCAGAGUUGGGGAGUAACGGAUUACAAAAAAACUAACUGUAAUCCAGCAAGAAUAUUGUAAUCAGAUUUACAGAUACUUUUAAAAAUCUAGAUGAUUACUUCUAGGAUUACUUUUCAAUUCAGAAAGAAUGUUUGAUAAAAAAAAUAUCUGACACCUUUCUGUUUUCUCAAUGACAUUCAAAUCAGCAUUGAAAAAAGGCACAGGUUUAAAUUUGUUCCGCCUGAGCAAGUCUGACCACAAGUCAGAGACCACUAUGAUGAAACACCAGGGUCAUUCCUACUGUGCGGUGACUUUUCUGUCCCCAGGAAAUAUCACUUCUUAUUUAGUGUAAAAUGUGGAUUCCAAAAGGCUUUAAAUAUAAGGUUAGGUGCAUAGCCACGGGAAGUAGGGGUGCUGAGGGUGCUGCACUCCCUGAAAAAUCAGAAUUAAAAAUGUUUUAACAAUUACUAGUCCUGUAGUAGUGACUGAUAUAGCCAUCUGUAACGCAGGCAAAAACAUUAAUUGAGCACCGUAGGUUGUAAUCAGGUUACAGUUACUAGUUACCUGUCCAAAAUUGUAAUCAGUAAUGUAAUUUUUGGAUUACCCAAACUCAGUAACGUAAUCUGAUUACUUUCAGAUUACUUUCCCCUUAAGAGGUGCAGGUUAGCGUUUUUUCGUCAUUAAUUUUGUUCUUGAGGCAGCUCUGCAGAGUGGUCACUAGCUGGCACAGCCACAAAGUCCUUAAAUCUAACCCUAACAUUAACCACACUGAUAACCCCUAAUGCCUAACCCUAACCUUAAAUAAAGCAAACAUUUUUCAUACAUUUUUACAAUAUAGACAAUUUUGACUCUGCAGCUUGCCCAUCUAGCGGAAAUCGAUCAGUUCUGCCUCAAGAACAAGACUCAUCCCAAUAAACAUUAACCUGCUUAAGAGGCAUUAGAAGAAGACAAUAAUUCAUAUUACCAAUUGAACAUCCAUUGCAGGAUAAAUCAAUGUUAAGUUUACAUAGAUGGCCAUAAAUGGAUGUUAGAUUUAUACUAUGGGUUGGUUAUGUAGGCUUCUUCUAACCCAUUGCUUUCUACAACAGAUAAUAAUGCUAUUAGGCUAUAUCUUUACUUAAAAAAAACACCAGAGUCUGUCAGAUUUCCAGUCAUUCCAAUUAAUUUAAUACCCCUUGAUCUUCAAGAAUAGGACAUAGAUUAGCCCAAUUAUUUUAGCAGAGCAUAACCCCAAAACGAAGGACUAAUUAGCCUACUCUGUUGUUUAUGAUUUUUUGUCAUGGAGGACAGAUUGGGCUCAUUGUUUUGAGUUGAAAAAUAAAUGCUCCUCUCAGAAUGGCAUGCUUUGUGCACUACCGAAAAGCGCUUGUAUGCCAUAUGCUGCAUUUGAUAAGAGGCCUAUUGUUUACGUUUUUGUUGGUGACAUCUUGAUAAUUUACAGAUGUUUAAGUCUAUCAAAAGUGCGCGAGUUGUGUCCCCAAACCGUCUAUGUGGUCUUCUUAAAUUAAACUAGUUUUUGACAGUAUGUAGCACAAUACCAAGGGUGAGUUUAGAAGGAACUCCCUCAAACUUUUAUUCCAUAAACUGGGUUCCGCACUAUGUGUUGCAAGAGCGUUUUAUCCUGGCUGUCCACUGGGGCAUAUUCAUUAUGCCUAUUCUGUUGCAAAACGUUUCUUAAACGGAAGCAAACGGAACGAACCGUGGAGGGACCUACCUUAAUUUGUCUAAUAGAAACUCUCGUUUUGCUCUAUUUGCUUCUGUUUGGUUCUUAAACGGUAAACAUUUUCCUUAAUUAAUAUAUCCCUGGUCGCAAAAACAAUGAUUGACAGGCAGCUUCAACUUCUUCAAUUCAACCAUUAUUGGGUUAAAAUACACAUAUACAUUUGUGAACAGCCAUCCACAUUCACAUCAUCCACAAACCGAAAUACGCAAAUAGCUAAAUGAGAGAGCAGCAGUGCGAUUCACAUCAAUGCGUUAUGUAGCCUAGAUAUCAAUAAUAAGUUAUAUCCGUAUCGCCGGUAGGCUACACCACUGCUGUCGUUCUUACCUCCAAGCGUUUAUUCAAAUUGGAUAAUCUUUGGAUGCUGACAGCAGUCGCUCCAUUGGAAGACAGCUUGGACUGUAGCCUAUGCCUGAGGCAGCCUAUUCCUGCUCUUUUCCCGCGAUCCAUCAAACGCAUUUGGUGUAUCAUCAUAGUGGUCUCUGAUUGUGGUCAGACUGCCUCAGGCAUAACAUAGUUUUGAUAACAGAAAGGUGUUAAAUAUUUUUUUCACAAAAUCAAAUUAAAUCAAAUGUUAUUUGUUACAUACACGUGUUUAGCAGAUGUUAUUGCGGGUGUAGCGAAAUGAUUGUGCUUCUAGCUGACCAUGCAGUAAUAUCAAACAUCCUUUAUGAAUUUAGUAAUCCUAGAAGUAAUCAUCUGUUUUUUCAAAAGUAUCUGAAAUCUGAUUACAAUAUUUUUGCUGGUAAAGUAACUGAUUAUGUAACAGUGUUUUUGUAAUCCAUUAUGGAUUAGCCUAUAUGUAAUCCGUUACUCCCCAACCCUGUUAAUGGGAUAAUUUGAACUCUUGAUCAGGAAUGAUUUAUUAAUACUUUUGUCUGUAAAACAGAGUUACAUAAUGUGACUAUUCAUUUUUUCCCUUUCUUUCCCAGUACUUUACUGACUGGUUCAGAAUCAACAUUUCCAUUCAAGCUGCUCGAUCAGCAUGGCUCCAAGAGAAACACCAAAUCUAACCUUUCCCAGAGCCCGAACAAUUUAUGUAAUUGACCCUGUUUCCUAGUUGGUCAGGCCAAUAUCACAGUUACCACUCAACAUGGUUUGAAUCAACUAUAAACCUGUCUCUUUGAGGAAUGACAGACAUACAUGUCUUGACACCAAAACAUUCUCCAUUCAAGCUGCAAAGGCAUCGAUAACGGGGAAAAUAUGCAUACUUUCUUUUUUAAACACAUUUUUCCACCAUCAUGCUACAGUCGCUAAUGCUAGUCCUGGAUGUUGCAUAUCACGAUCAGCCAAUCAGGUUGCAGCAGUCUGUUUUUUCACCCCUGGCCAGAACCGAUUGCUGCAACCUGAUUGGCUGAAUGCGAAUUGCAACAUCCGGGACUAGCAUUAGCCACUGUGGCAUGGUGGUGGAAAAUGGUGUUUCAUAAAGAAAGUACACUUAUUUUCCCAGUUUAGUUUUUUACACCUUCUCGCCAUUAAAUAAAGUUAAGGAGGAAAUUGACGCCUUUGCAGCCUGAAUGGAGAAUGUUUUAUGUACGAACCGGUCUACGGGGGAUACGAGUGUAUAGCCGGCUGCGUACAUUCCCUUUGGAUGGUAAGAUGAAACGACUCAAUAUCGCCAUCUGCCGGCCUUUGGGCUACCUCAGGAUGUGCAAGGAAGCUACAGACAUUAAUCAUUAGCAGAGUUUCAUUCUAAAAUAAUAAUAUGCCAUUUAGCAGACGCUUUUAUCCAAAGCGACUUACAGUCAUGCGUGCAUACAUUUUUUGUGUAUGGGUGGUCCCGGGGAUCGAACCCACUACCUUGGCGUUUCAAGCGCCGUGCUCUACCAGCUGAGCUACAGAGGACCACCUAAAACACUAUAUAUUUUCAGAAAUGUUGGUAAAUUAGCUUUUAUUGUUAAAAAAAAAUGAUGAAAGAGAUUGGUGUGUUUUUUCACUAUCUAAUCAUCGCAUGGGUUGGUUCAUUGACAGACAUCUAUUUGUUUAAAAUAUAUCACUUGAUGGUUUCAUUUCAAAGAGAAAAAUGAAUCAUGUUUUUUUGCAAAAUGCUAUAUAUCCGCCAUACUAUCAGAGAAAUAAGUAGUAGGCUACUGCUAGGUUUUACACUGUCAAAUGUAACAAAUAACUACAUUUGUUUAUAAAGAAAUGUACAAAUAAUACAUUUUUUUACAUCAAUAUUGAUUUACAUUUUUUUUCAUCAAUACAGUAAUAUGUAAAACAUUUACACUUGACAUUUUAGUCAUUUAGCAGAUGCUCUUAUCCAGAGCGACUUACAGUAAGUGCAUUCAUCUUAAGAUAGCUAGGUGAGACAACCACAUAUCAUAGUCAAAUAUACAGGAUACGAACAUUAGAUUCCUGCUAAACAAUGGAUAUAUAGCGUUUAAAAGAGAUCUAAUAGAUCUAAAAUCUAUUAAUAAAAAAAUCAGAUAACAGCAACAUUUUACACACACAUAAAGGUACCCAUAAGCAAUAAUUUCUGAUGGAAAAAUAAAAUGUGAAAAAGUGGUCGAUAUAGCGUUUUGGAAAUAAACUCUUCAUUUGUGGGUUGAAAGAGUUGUGUAGAUCAAGAGGACUGUGUGACCUACAGCCAAGACCUACAGUACCAUUUUCCAUUUUAUUUUGGCUUAAAUUCACCAUGCUUGUGAUUGUGAAUGGUAGAGGACGGCCUCAGUGCAGAGAGAAGGGAGAUCUCUCUCUGUGGGCUUGGCUGGCUGCUUUGGGUUAGAACUCAGAGAUCAAGUGUCUGGGUUAACCAUCAGGCCUGCAGAGAGAGAAAGGAGAGGGGGAGGAGGAGGAGAAGACGAAAGGAAUUGAGAGGAGAAGUGUGGUCUGAGGUCAGUUAUGGAUGUUUUUUUCAUCCGGGAAACCAGGAGAACUUUAAUGACAACCAGAUGUGCAGGGAACAAGAGAGUAUGUGUGUGUGGGUAAAAUAGAAAGAAAGUGAGAGAGAGGGAGAAAGAAAGAGGGAAAGAAACCUCCGUUCUACACCUCCUGUGACCCUUCAGCUUCUCCCUGCUCUGUCUGUGUCAAUGAGUCUGCUCACCUCUCUGGACUCUGUGUGACCCCAAUCACUCCACAAAGCUCAUUACCAUUACUAGCUGUGCUAGUGUUGCUAGCUAGUAAACGGGUGUGAACUUUACAGCAGUCUGCCUCUGCUUGUGUUGUGCAUUAGCUACACUCUGUGUGUGAGUGGAGAGGCAGAAGUUUAGGAUAUAAUAUAUGGUUUAGUCUCUACUCAGUAAGUGGAUGUAAUGGAGCUCAGUUUGAACACACAAAUGUCUACACAUCUCCAACUAGUGAGAGCGAGAAGAGGGGGAAGUAGAGAGAUGCUGACAGAGAGAGAGCAAUAGAGACAGAUUGAGCGAGACCUUAUUGAGAACUAAUUGAUUCCUCACACUUUGCUGAGCAGGUGAGAUGGAGGGGUUUACUGUAAGUUAAUAAGGAUCGGACCCUUUUUUUCAAAUUUUCGCCUAAAAUGACAAACCCAAAUCUAACUGCCUGUAGCUCAGAACCUGAAGCAAGGAUAUGCAUAUUCUUGAUACCAUUUGAAAGAAAACACUUUGAAGUUUGUGGAAAUGUGAAAUUAAUGUAGGAGAAUAUAAACAUUAGAUCUGGUAAAAGAUAAUACAAACAGAAAAACAUGCGUUUUCAAUUUGGUUUUUUGUUCCAUCAUCUUUGAAAUGCAAGAGAAAGGCCACAAUAUAAUAUUGCCAUUUAGGCGCAAUGUAGAUUUUGGCCACUAGAUGGCAGUAGUGUGUGUGCAAAGUUUCAGAUUGAUCCAGUGAAGCAUUGCAAUACUGGACUAUUUUGUAUCAAGUCUUCCCAAAUGUGCCGAAUUGGUCAAUUGAUACAUUUUCAAGUACAUAACUAUAGAGAACAAACAGAAAUGAUAUGGUAAUACAAAAUGUAAGUGUACACACUCCCAGUAAUGUCAUACAUGAUGGAUCAUUAGCUUAUACACUAACUUUCACACAUCUAGAUGUCCGGGCGGGGUGGGUGUGGAGCCAUAGACAGCAGUGGUUCAAACUAGAACCCAGUUCCUACAUUUGAAUAUAAAAAAAUAUUUUAUCAAACAAAACUAUGCUACAUUUUAUCUCUGGGACCCUUAGGAUGACAAAUCAGAGCAAGAUUACUGAAUGUAAGUACAUUAUUUACCUUCAGAGGUGAAUGUAUCAAACCAGUUGCCGUGAUAAGUUUAUUGUUGUUGUGCACUCUCCUCAAACAAUAGCAUGGUAUUUUUUCACUGUAAUAGCUACUGUAAAUUGGACAGUGCAGUUAGAUUAACAAGAAUUUAAGCUUUCUGCCCUUAUAAGACAUGUCUAUGUCCUGGAAAGUUUGCUGUUACUUACAACCGUCAUGCUAAUCACAUUAGCGCACGUUAGCUCAACCGUCCCGUAUACGGGACACCGAUCCCGUAGAGGUUAAAACCACAUUUUCCCACAAGAGCCCUGGCCUGCAGCGAAUCACACUCACAAACUAAAAGUCUGACUCACACACUAUGGGCCAGUUUCCCAGACACAGAUUAAGCCUAGUUCUAGAUGUAUGAUUGUAUAAUAAUGUGAAUGUAAUUGAGUGUGUGAUUGUGUUACAGGAUGAUGUGGACGACCCUAUUGCUGUGCCUGGGGGCCCUCCUCUCCCUCUCUUAUGCUCAGUUGGUGAGACCACUCCACAUCUCCGUUUUCACACUCCUUUCUUUUUCUCAUACUUUCAUGUCUCUUUAUAUGCAAUCCAUCCCUUUGGCUUUCUUAUUCUACACUUCAUCUCUCUGCAUCUCUCUCCUCAUCGUCCUCUAGUAGUUUAUCUCUUUAUUUUUCUCAUUCUUCAUGAACUAGCCAUGUCAUUAACCCUCCUUUCUUUCUUCCUGUGUCUUUGGAUCAACCAAUCCUGUGCAGUCGGAGACAGAGGGGGCGGGAGGGGAAGAGGAAGCUGUGGAGCUCUUUACCACGCCCAGAGCCAAGAUGGCUGCCGCCACAUCUGACUUCGGCUACAACCUUUUCCGGGCCCUGGCGGGUCGCGACCCCAAGACCAACGUGUUCCUGGCUCCCAUCAGCAUCUCUGCAGUGCUCACUCAGCUCUCCAUGGGUUAGUUAGCCUCAGCACUGUUAUAUUUUAUAUCACUGUCUGCUAUUUAUCUGGUAAUUGCAUAUUGACCCCCCCCCCCCCCCCAGGAGCAUCUCCGGAUCGUUCAGAGAGGUGGUUGUACAGAGCUCUAAGGUAUCACACCCUGCAGGACCCUCAGCUCCACGACACUCUCAGAGACCUACUGGCCUCACUCAGAGCACCUGGCAAAGGCAUCAGCAUCGCUGCACGCGUCUACCUGGCCCGCAGUGAGUGUGUGUGUUAGCAUGCAUGUGUCUUUGUGAUACUUUUGAUCAGUCUGUGUGUUUUGAUUGUGUGUAUGUUUGUUGACCAAAGUGUGUAUGUGUGUGUGUGUGUGUGUGUAACUCUCUAGGACUGCGUCUGAAGCCGGAAUAUUUUGGCGUGGUGGAAAAGCAGUAUGGGGUGCGGCCCAAGGCUCUGAUGGGUGGGGCUAAAGAUGUUAAUGAGAUCAAUGAUUGGGUCAAACAGCAGACGGGCGGCAAGGUCGACCGCUUCAUGUCCAAGCCCCUGGGACGGAACUCUGGUGUGGUCCCUCUCGGCGCCGCCUACUUCAAAGGUAAGGACAGUCUGUCUGCGGUUCAAUUCUCAACCCUUAUCCCCAAAGUGUGCACUCGUUUAUGGGGCACUGUUUGUAAAAUGCUGUGUGUGUGUAGGGAAGUGGAUAACUCGGUUCAGUCAGAGUGGAGCGAUGGAGGACUUCCAGCUUGAUGGAGAGGUGUCCGCCCGCAUUCCCAUGAUGCAACAGGACAAUUACCCAGUGAAGAUGGGAGUCGACCCAGACCUUGGCUGCACAGUGAGUACAGAUGCAGUAUAUGCAGAAAUUGAAUUUUUUUCAAUGGUUAUUACUUUCUUAAACAGCCAGUUCUGAAAGUUUGCAUCAGGGAAAACAUCUAUUGAUCCCCUCCUUCCCUCUCCCUUUCUCUCCAGAUUGCUCAGAUCCAGAUGCAGGAUGACGUCAGCAUGUUUGUGUUCCUUCCUGAUGAUGUCACUCAGAACAUGACCCUGGUGGAGGAGAGCCUGACGGCUGAGUUUGUUCAGGACCUCUCCAUGACUCUUCAUCCCGUGCAGGCGGCCCUUACACUACCUGUCCUAAAAUUCAGCUACUCCACUGACCUCUUGCCACUGCUCACUGACCUGGGUGAGUGCCUGCACCUCUCUCCCUCUCUCUUCAUCUUGCUCUCCUGUCUUCACAUCUCUCACAUCCUCUCUCUCCAUCUCUCCAGGUCUCGACGAAUUUCUGGCAGACACGGACCUGACUAGGAUCACGUCUCAGACGGCGAAGCUUGGCAGCCUCAAUCAUAAGGUUGUCAUGGAGAUGGCCCCAGAGGGCACCCAGUAUGCCAGCUCCAGCCACGUCCACACGCCCCUGUCGUACCGCGUGGACCGCCCCUUCCUGUUCCUGGUGAGGGAUGAGGCCUCAGGGGCGCUGCUCUUCAUUGGCAGGGUGGUGAACCCACGCAAACUGAGGAUAUAA